Lactuca sativa (garden lettuce) is the source of this 2307-nucleotide messenger RNA. RefSeq names its product transmembrane 9 superfamily member 7. Gene Ontology annotation, cellular component: membrane. Lineage: Eukaryota; Viridiplantae; Streptophyta; Magnoliopsida; Asterales; Asteraceae. The record is from RefSeq and is a predicted model, not a curated record. Gene Ontology annotation, biological process: protein localization to membrane.
UUAUCGAAACACGCCACUAGCAUUUCUUCUGGUUCCUUCCUUUCGCGUUUCCCUCUUUGCACUCGAUCAAGAUCUCGCUUUCACUCCGAUCGAAGAUGGAGUGGAGCUCCAAUGGAUUCAUCCCUACCAUCUUCAUCUCAAUCGUCUUCUUCAUCUCAUCUUCUGAAUCAUUCUAUCUACCUGGUGUUGCUCCUCGUGAUUUUCAAAGGGGUGAUCCUCUUCAAGUAAAAGUCAACAAACUAUCAUCCACAAAGACUCAACUUCCUUACGACUAUUAUUACUUGAACUACUGUAAACCCAAGCACAUUCAAAACAGUGCUGAAAACUUGGGAGAGGUGCUACGAGGUGAUCGCAUAGAGAACUCAGUAUACACAUUUCAUAUGAGAGAGGAGCUCCCAUGUAAGGUUGGUUGUAGAAUAAAGCUUGAUGCCCAAUCUGCAAAGAACUUCAAGGAAAAGAUCGAUGACGAGUAUCGUGUUAACAUGAUUUUGGAUAACCUCCCAGUUGCUGUUCUUAGACAAAGACGUGAUGGAAGUCAGUCAACCACUUAUGAACAUGGUUUUCGUGUAGGCUUCAAAGGAAACUAUGCUGGGAGCAAAGAGGAAAAGUAUUUUAUCAAUAAUCAUUUGAGCUUUAGAGUCAUGUUUCACAAGGAUCUUGAGACUGAUUCUGCUCGAAUUGUUGGGUUUGAAGUUACUCCAAACAGUAUCAAUCAUGAGUACAAGGAGUGGGAUGAAAAGAACCCUCAAUUAACAACAUGCAACCAAAACACCAAAAACAUAAUCCAAGGAAGCACAGUCCCACAAGAAGUGGAUACAGACAAAGAAGUGGUAUUCACAUACGAUGUGACUUUCAAAGAAAGCGAGAUCAAAUGGGCAUCAAGAUGGGACACGUAUUUACUCAUGAACGAUGACCAAAUCCAUUGGUUUUCAAUCAUAAACUCCCUAAUGAUUGUCCUCUUCCUCUCCGGAAUGGUAGCCAUGAUCAUGAUGCGCACUCUCUACCGAGACAUCGCCAAUUACAACCAACUCGACACACAAGACGAAGCCCAAGAAGAAACCGGAUGGAAACUCCUUCACGGAGACGUAUUCCGUGCCCCUCCCAAUUCCGGCCUCCUCUCCGUCUACGUCGGAACCGGAAUCCAAAUCCUCGGAAUGACACUCGUCACCAUGAUCUUCGCCUUGCUCGGAUUCCUCUCCCCGUCCAACCGCGGCGGUUUAAUGACAGCCAUGGUCCUGUUAUGGGUCUUCAUGGGUUUAUUCGCGGGGUAUGCCUCUGCGCGAUUAUACAAAAUGUUCAAAGGAACGGAAUGGAAAAAGAACACGUUAAAAACCGCCUUCAUGUUUCCCGGGAUUCUGUUUUCGAUUUUUUUCAUUCUCAACGCGUUGAUUUGGGGGGAGAAGUCGUCGGGCGCGGUUCCUUUCGGGACAAUGUUCGCGCUUGUUUGCUUAUGGUUCGGGAUUUCAGUUCCUUUGGUGUUUGUCGGGAGUUACUUAGGGUUUAAGAAACCGGUUGUUGAUGAUCCCGUGAAAACAAAUAAAAUCCCGCGACAAGUCCCGGAACAAGCGUGGUAUAUGAAACCGGUGUUUUCGAUUCUAAUCGGUGGGAUUCUUCCAUUUGGAGCGGUUUUUAUCGAGCUUUUCUUCAUUCUGACAUCGAUUUGGUUGAAUCAGUUCUACUAUAUCUUCGGGUUUUUGUUUAUUGUGUUUGUGAUAUUGAUAGUGACAUGUGCGGAGAUCACGGUGGUGUUGUGUUACUUUCAGUUGUGUAGUGAGGAUUAUCAUUGGUGGUGGAGGGCGUAUUUGACUGCGGGGUCGUCUGCAGUGUAUCUUUUUCUUUAUUCGGUGUUUUACUUUUUUACUAAGUUGGAGAUUACGAAGCUCGUGUCGGGGAUUUUGUACUUUGGGUAUAUGGCCAUUGCUUCGUAUGCGUUUUUCGUGUUGACGGGUACCAUUGGGUUUUAUGCGUGUUUGUGGUUCGUAAGGAAAAUUUACUCGUCUGUCAAGAUUGACUGAUUCAUGAUGCUAAUGAUGAUGUAUAUGGAUAUGGAUAUGGAUAUGGAUGGAUGUGAGGAAGAUGGAAAGAUGAGAUGAGAUGAUAUGUAGUGAAAGUGAAGUAGAGGUAAAGGGAUAUGGUACGAAUUCUGAUAUGCUAGUUUCUAGAGUAGGGAUUUGUCUUUUGGUCUUGUAUGUUGCCUGUUUUGGUCCUCGAGCUCCUUUUUUUUGAAUAAUAAUUAUUAAUUGUUCUUAUUUUCUUUACAAGUAUGGGUUUAAGUAUAUGUGAAUGUGAUGGUGGAUUUUGGUUGUA